CUACAACAAUUACAUCUCAUUUUGACGCUGUAUGUAUUGUAACUAAAUAAAAAAUAUUGAAUACGUAAAUAAGACAGAACGCUUCACGAAGCGCCCGUUUCGCAAGGCGCUGUGAAAAAGGAGCAUAUGUUUGCAUUACUGUGGGGAUAACAUUUUUAUUUUUUACAAAAUACAAUCACUAUCUUCUAAAAAUGAAUGGAAAUUGGAACGUUUGGGUCCCACAUACAGGUCAAUUGUAAAUAAUAAGAAGAGUUAUUACUGAAAGUAAUAACGAUGCAUUCAUGAAGUGUGGCAUCGUAAAUUCUAGAAAGUAGUCUAAACUCGUGAAACCUACUUAAUUCCACCUAUAAAAAUUGCGUUAUCGUCAGGCUUAAGUUUUGUAUUAUACUUUUAAGCCUUUAUAUCUAUACACAACCAUAUACCUAUCUGUUACCUACUCAAACUAUUCAUAUUGCGCGGUGUGUAACUGCAAAAACGUUUCCUACGCCUUGAAUAUCAUACGUGUACGUACAUUAUAGAAAAAAAUAAUACACAAAAUCAAGUGUAUAAAUAGGUGAGAUUAACAAAGAAAAAAAGUACUACGAAAUACAUUCUAUCAUGCGCAUUUUCCUUUGGCUUUUUAUGUGCGCACCAAUUUUGAUCUUGAUCUAUGGCGAUACAACUGAACGUAACGAUGAUUACAAGUGUAUACUUCCGGAGCUCACACUAGACGACUUGAAUUUAGAUAUGAAACAAUUUUUGGAAAAUUUCGCAAAAGUUAAAGAGAUAAAAUUUCCAAUAUCGUUUGGGCCUCUGCCGGAGAAAUAUAUUUGUAAAUUGAAAUGUGUGGAUGGAUAUUGGGUGGGCCCUCUUUGUUCGAGUUCACGAGAUGGCAGAUUUAAGACUCUCUUGAAAGAGUGUACGUACAAUAAUGAUUUCCCACUAUUAUCAGUUUCGUAUAAAAAUUCUUCUAUUGAGAAUGAUACAAACUUUCCGCAUAACACAACUAUUACUGCAAGGUGCAAAUAUUUUGGUAUGUAUAAGCUAAAAGGGGAGAAUGAAAUACGCUGUGAAAAUGGAGAGUGGGAUCCGAAGUUUCCUGAAUGCGUACCAACCACAGUCAUAACAAAUUUCACAGGCGAUGCUCCACCGACAGUGAGGUAUGAGGUAGCAAGUGGUUCCGCCAUUGUACAACCUACUGGUGAAGUGUAUGUUUACCCUGAUAGUACCAUUUGGCUUGAUUGUAUGUCACUGAGAACGGCUGGCGAACCAGAAUGGACAUGGACUCAUAGUAUGGAGAACUAUAAAACAGGAUGGAUCAAUGAACUCGACAAUAUAUUCCGUAUUACUCUGCCCAAGCUUGGUGCUCGUUUUGCUGAAACAUUUACCUGCGCUACACCAGCUGGAACAACAAACAAGAUAUCUAUCAGAGUUGUUAGUGUUAGUUGCAAUCCUCUUGCAACAUCGUCACCUCCAUUGAGACUAUAUACUACGGGUAAUAAGCUUGGAAAUACUGCUCAUUUCAGUUGUGAACCUGGCUACCAUCUCAGUGGAUCGCACCAACUCCAUUGUAUGGGAAAUGGUCAUUGGUCUUCUUUGCCACCCACUUGUGAAGAGACUUUCUGUCCAUUCUUCACAUCCCUGAAUCCUCAUUUAAGUAUCAUUGAACACAAUUCUUCUUUCGGAGGAAGAGCUGUGUUCACUUGCUCCUGGGGUUACCGACUCGUUGGAGCUCCAGGAUUAGAAUGUGAGCAUGACGGCCAAUGGUCCGGGGAAAUGCCACAAUGCAUACCUAUAUACUGCCCUGAUCCUAUCAUACCGGAACAUGGACAACUUUUGACGAAAACUUCAUCUAAAGACGGAAAAUAUCCCGUGGGUGACCUCUUAAUCUAUACAUGUGAUACUGGUUAUCACGUUUUGGGCGAAGCCUCCAUCGUGUGCACAGAAAAUGGCUUUUGGUCCCACCCACCACCUUUCUGCCUACCACCCGCGGAAAUAAAAAAUCCAGAUACUAUUUAUAUAGAAAAUACUACUUUAGUUCACGUUGACAAUAACUAUUAAUUUGAGUCAAAAAUGUAUAAGGACUAUAUGUAUAAUGUAAUUAUAAAAAGAUAGAUUGUUAUGCGCACCUGCAUGCAAGUAGGAAUCAUAGGGGUUAAGAGUCAAAGGCGAGAGAGAGAUGCGAUAAUCUGAUUAUAUUGAUAUCAUAUCUAUUUAGUUUUUGACAUAUAACAAUAUAUUAUCUGUGUAAAUGUUUGUAUAUUUAUUCCAAAUGACUCAUUUGUUUCUUUCGGUCGCAGUGUAAAAUAAAUAAGUCAAAAAGAGACAAAAGAUUCAUUGUAUUAGAAAAGUAAGUACAACUAGACCGUAUCAGUUUUUAUAAAUAAGUGAGAAUACCUUUGUAGCAUUUUUGUAAUAAAUAUAAAAUAAGAGAGUAAUGUAAGGCAAUAAUGGAAA
Messenger RNA from Pieris rapae (cabbage white), 2436 nucleotides. RefSeq names its product locomotion-related protein Hikaru genki (gene hig). Bases 598 to 2040 code for a protein of 480 amino acids. The transcript has 10 exons. Lineage: Eukaryota; Metazoa; Arthropoda; Insecta; Lepidoptera; Pieridae. The record is from RefSeq and is a predicted model, not a curated record.